AUGUCCCGCAAGCUCAUCGAAAUCGACGGGCGGACCGGAGAAGGAGGUGGACAAUUGGUCCGCGUCGCCAUAGCCCUCGUAGCAGUAACAAACCAACCAGUACGCAUCACCAAUGUGCGCGGCAACCGUCCUUCGAGUGGCGGAGGAAGAGGCCGUAGCAGCAAAACAGGCGAAGGCAGCAAAAAAGGAGGCGGUCUCAAAGCCCAGCAUGUCACCGCAGUCCGCUGGCUAGCAGAAGCAACAGACGCAGAAGUAGAAGGCCUCUCCGUAGGCAGCAGCACCCUAACCUUCAUCCCUCGCCUGCCGCCCUCCGCCGCUCUAGACAAAGACAAGUACAAGUCCCGCAAGAUCAAGAUCGUAGCGGACACGAGCGCGGCGAGCACGCUCCUGAUUCUCCAGGCCGUCCUCCACUUUCUUCUCUUCCCCAAACCCAUAGAGCUAGAAAUCCAGGGCGGGACGAAUGUAGACUUCUCGCUCUCGUACGAGUACCUAGACCAAGUCCUCAUCCCGCGCCUAGAAUCUUCCUUCGAGGGCGUACGCGUCGGCCGGAAACUGGUGAAGCGCGGAUGGAGUAGAGGUCCGCAGGGCAAAGGUUCCAUCCCGCUACGUCAGAUCUCGCCCCCAAAGAACCCAUACGAAGGCACACCCACCGACCUUCGCGACGUGGUGCACUGCAUAGACGUCACAAUGAUCGCCCCUUCAGACGCAGGGGCUCUCUUGCAAGAGACGCUGGCAAAGGACAUCGCCCUCGCCUUCCCCGACGCCGAAAUCAACUUCAAGCCCUUUGAGGACUCUUGCAACGAGAAGCGGACAUACGCCCUUCUCGUAGCCCGCGACGCCUCCAGGACGUUAAGUUGGGGCAGGGGCGGUUACGUGUCUGGGCCAUCGUACAAGCACGCCUGUCAUGGGAAGCAUAGGUCGGCUGACAUCUCGUAUGUCGUGGGGGAAAUCAGCCGCAGUGUUGUCUCGAAACUCGUCGAUGAGCUUUCGGUAUCAGGCUCAACGGUAGACAAGGUCCUGCAGGAUCAGCUCGUCAUCUUCCAGACUUUGGCGGAGGGGACGACGUCGUUCCCGCGUGCUGCUGCGCCGAAAGUUGGCAGUGGUGAUGACGUGGACGUUGCGAGUCAAGACAUGGCGCAGUUGGAUCUAGAGGAGAGGAUGAGGAAGGACAAGACGGAUAAGCCAUUCGGAUACGGCAGCUUGCAUGCUCAGACGGCGAGAUGGGUGGCAUCGGAGAUUUUGCCCUCGGUGGAAUGGUAUAACAAGGGGACGAUUUGCAAAGGUGUUGGAACGAGCUUCAGCUAA
This is a messenger RNA of Colletotrichum phormii, 1305 nucleotides long. RefSeq names its product RNA 3'-terminal phosphate cyclase. Gene Ontology annotation, biological process: RNA processing. Lineage: Eukaryota; Fungi; Ascomycota; Sordariomycetes; Glomerellales; Glomerellaceae. The transcript is spliced from 4 exons. Bases 1 to 1305 code for a protein of 434 amino acids. Gene Ontology annotation, cellular component: nucleus. Gene Ontology annotation, molecular function: RNA-3'-phosphate cyclase activity. The record is from RefSeq and is a predicted model, not a curated record.